AACGUUCAUACUUCAUCAUGUCAUACCUUCGUCGUGUUUAUGUCAGACCCACAUGGAAAAUCCUUGAAAUCUGUGUUUUAUUAUUUUGAAAAAUUAAUAUUCGUUUCUUUUACGUUGUGUAACACAUUUAAACACAGAUGGCUUCAAUAACUAGUGUUGAUUUAGGAUUCUUAGAGGAAAAAGACAGUUGGCUUCUACAUCCUAAGUUUUUUCAAAGCAAAGUAGGAGGCAAACCAGCAUGGUUAGACUUGAAGAAUUUACCAAACCCACAAGAUUUACUUUGCAAAAAAUGUGAAAAUCCGAUGAUAUUCCUGUGCCAGAUUUAUGCAUCUUUAGAAGAAUCUGAUGAUACUUUUCACAGAACAAUAUUUUUGUUUGUCUGCCGAAAUGGGUCAUGCUGCCGCAUAAAUAGUUCUGAUAAUUUCACUGUAUUGCGCUGUCAGAUCCCGAGAAAAAAUGAUUUUUACUCUUUUAACCCAAGUGAGGAAGUAGAAAAUGAAGAUUUUCCUAUGAGUAACUGGCCCAACCUGUGUGAUCUUUGUGGUAUUAAAGCACCCUCACACUGUUCUAAAUGUAAGAAGACUUACUAUUGUACCCGCACUCAUCAAAUUUUAGACUGGCAAAAGGGGCACAAACAAAUCUGUGCCGAAAUACAGGCUUCAAAAACUCAUAAAGCAAACAACUUUAUAGUUACAAAUGCAGGAAAAUCAAUACUUUUCAAAGAAUGGGGACUUAUAGUUGAUGAAGAAGAUGAGGAGGAUCCAAAAGAUGUUGAUGUAAACCAAGAAAUGGACAAGUUGAGGAAGUUAAUGCAGGAGAAAAAGGCUGGCACAUUGAGCAAUGUUAGUGAAGAUGAAUUGGAUCAGUACACAAAAGAUGUUCCGGAUGACAAAGUUUUCAAUAAGUUUAGUAAAAGAGUAGCCCGACACCCAGACCAGGUGUUAAGGUAUGACAGAGGUGGUCAGCCAUUGUGGAUUACUGGAAAAACUACAGAAGCCAGUAUAACUGAUGUACCAAAAUGCCAAUACUGCAAUGGAGAAAGACAAUUUGAAUUUCAAAUAAUGCCACAACUAUUAAACUUCAUAGAUGUUGGGAUAGAGCUGAAUAGCAUUGAUUGGGGUGUACUUGUUGUGUAUACAUGCAAAUCAAGUUGCAGUCAGGGACCAGCAUACAAGCAAGAGUUUAUGAUAAAACAAGAUUUAUCUAAUGAACAAUCAUUUUAAUACUAUCAUAAUUAUAUGACUACAAUAAAGCUUUAUACAAAUAACA
Messenger RNA from Trichoplusia ni (cabbage looper), 1269 nucleotides. It is a transcript of the gene Zfrp8, whose product is annotated as programmed cell death protein 2. Lineage: Eukaryota; Metazoa; Arthropoda; Insecta; Lepidoptera; Noctuidae. The record is from RefSeq and is a predicted model, not a curated record. The transcript is spliced from 6 exons. Gene Ontology annotation, cellular component: cytoplasm; nucleus. Bases 138 to 1223 code for a protein of 361 amino acids.